AUGGCCAAGGCCAAGACUUACGAUGGCCACAGGGACGCGGCACGCAGCGCAGGCGCCGGCAGCGGCGACAAUGAAGAGGAUAUAGGUCUGCUGUCUGCGGACGCCGGCCUGGACGACCGCAACGUAGCCGGCGACGAUGACGACGAUAUCAUAGUGCACCCCGGGGGCGCCGUCAGCCCUCCCGAUGCUGCGGCGACAGACUCCCAGAUCCCUCGGACACCACGAACACCAAACCGCGUGCGAUUCGACCUCACGCCCACCGUGGCCAACUUUCCCGCCCACGGCCGCAGCAAUGGCUCUGCAAACGGCCACGCGGGCGGCCCGCCGCGGGACAGCUUCGACACGGACGACGGCGACUUUGACUUUGACGACGACCCGCUCGGCAGCCCCGGGGCCGCCCAUCGCACGCCGCUCCUCACAGACAUCGAGGCGCCCUCGGUGGCGCUGGCGAACUCACCGUGGAUCGACGGCGAUGUGGACAGCUGGGCAGAGGCGGAACGGGCGCGGCCCAAGAGCGGCCUGCGCUCGGCGUUCAUGAAUAUGGCCAACAGCAUCAUCGGGGCCGGCAUCAUCGGGCAGCCGUACGCCUUUCGGCAGGCGGGCCUCCUGGCCGGCGCGGUGCUGCUGGUCGGCCUGACGGUCGUCGUCGACUGGACCAUCUGCCUGAUUGUCGUCAACUCCAAGCUCAGCGGCGCCAACAGCUUCCAGGGCACCGUCGAGCACUGCUUCGGCCGCACCGGCCUCAUCGCCAUCAGCAUUGCACAGUGGGCGUUUGCGUUCGGCGGUAUGGUGGCCUUUGGCAUCAUCAUUGGCGACUCGAUACCGCAUGUCCUCACCGCUAUAUGGCCGAACCUACGCGACCUUCCAGUGCUGGGGCUGCUGGCGGACAGGAGGGUGGUGAUUGUUGUAUUUGUACUGGGAAUCAGCUAUCCCCUGACGUUAUACCGGGAUAUUGCGAAGCUUGCAAAAGCGAGCACACUUGCCUUGAUCAGCAUGCUUGUCAUCAUCCUGACAGUUGUGAUACAGGGAGCAUUGACUCCCAAGGCGGAGAGAGGCUCAUUCUCCACACCUCUUCUUACGAUCAACGAUGGCAUAUUUCAGGCGAUCGGCGUUAUCUCCUUUGCAUUUGUCUGCCACCAUAACUCUCUUCUAAUCUAUGGAUCUCUCAAAACGCCCACGAUCGACCGCUUCUCGCGCGUCACACACUACUCGACCGGAGUGUCGAUGCUAGCAUGUCUGCUCAUGGCCCUGGCGGGCUUCCUGACCUUUGGCGACCGCACGCUGGGCAACGUGCUCAACAACUUCUCCCCGGACAACACCAUGGUCAACGUGGCGCGGCUGUGCUUCGGGCUCAACAUGCUGACGACGCUACCCCUCGAGGCGUUUGUCUGCCGCGAGGUCAUGUUCAACUACUACUUCCCCGGCGAGCCGUUCAACAUGAACCUACACCUCAUCUUCAGCACCAGCCUCGUCGUCUCGGCCAUGGCCCUGAGCCUGAUCACGUGCGACCUGGGCGUCGUGUUCGAGCUCGUCGGCGCCACGAGCGCCUGCGCCCUCGCGUACAUCCUGCCGCCGCUGUGCUACAUCAAGCUGGCGACGCGGUCGUGGAAGACAUACCUCGCCAUGGGCAUUGUGGUUUUUGGAUGCGUUGUCAUGGGCAUCAGCAUGCUCCAGGCUAUCGGGAAGAUGAUCAGAGGAGAGGGAGGUAGUGCUCAAUGCAUGUAG
This is a messenger RNA of Phaeoacremonium minimum UCRPA7, 1725 nucleotides long. Its product is annotated as putative vacuolar amino acid transporter 2 protein. Gene Ontology annotation, biological process: amino acid transmembrane transport. The record is from RefSeq and is a predicted model, not a curated record. Bases 1 to 1725 code for a protein of 574 amino acids. Gene Ontology annotation, molecular function: amino acid transmembrane transporter activity. Gene Ontology annotation, cellular component: endoplasmic reticulum. NCBI's taxonomy places the organism in Eukaryota, Fungi, Ascomycota, Sordariomycetes, Togniniales, Togniniaceae. The transcript is spliced from 4 exons.